GGGUACUGAGCACUGAAGGAGCCAAGGAAGGAGCCUGGGAGGUCUUGAGUCCUCCCUCCAUCUCCACCUGCCAUGAAGCUCUCUCCAAUUUCCCUUGGUUCCCUCUUCCUUGCGGCUACCUUUGCCCUGGCUGCUGUUUGCCCAUUGGAAGCUGCCAAAGAGACUCAGGAUGAGGCUCAUGAUAGAGCCAACUGUUGCCUUACCUACGUGAAGAAACCAAUUCCAUGCAAGGACAUAAAAUACUACGAAUGGGCACCCAGCACAUGUCGCAAGCCGGCUGUCAUAGUCUACCUGAAGAGGAACAACAAAAAGAAAUGUGCUGACCCCAGCAAAGAAUGGGUCCAGAAGAUCCUGAAGUGUUUCCCACCACCAUCAUAGAGACAACAUCCCUCCUGCUCCCUGCCUCCUUGUUAUGGAAAUCACAGGGGUGGGGGUGGGGGUGGGGAGGCACAUCUUUAAAGUUGUUAAAUGUUACAACUAUUAUGCAUAAAUGUAUCCUUUCAACUUGACAGCUCAGGGAAGUUACCUAGCUUUAAAAGUCAUAUAAAAUCAACUCCUUUGCCAGUUUCCUCCAUUCCAACGCUAUUUUGUCCUUGAAAAAGGGACUCCAGGAAGGUACUCUUGGGUGACAAUCGCUGGCCAAGAGCUCUCCUCUGGAGUUACCCAGGUGCCAGACUAUGCAAACCAAAGCUCUAAUGUCCUCUUCCAGUAAGUGCUUAGAAUGUACCUCCCAAUACAUAUUCUGUAUUUGCAUGUUACCCCAACACAUUCCUCCUAUGUUAAUCAUGUAGAACCCUCCCCUUUUCUGAUGUAGCGAUGAUGCUUAGUGAACUGUAUGCUGGGAUAAGAUAGAAACUUUUAAAUGUUCUUGUCACCCCUUUCUCGGGGUUCAAUUCCUCUUUGAACCUGUUGCGCAAUAAAAUUUGGUCUAUG
Molecule: messenger RNA, 933 nt
Organism: Zootoca vivipara (common lizard)
Lineage: Eukaryota; Metazoa; Chordata; Lepidosauria; Squamata; Lacertidae
Product: C-C motif chemokine 22
Biological process (GO): immune response
Cellular component (GO): extracellular region
Molecular function (GO): chemokine activity
Source: RefSeq, a predicted model, not a curated record